CCAUAAGAGCUUGCUGCCCGGUCCUUGCUCCCCUUCUCUACCUUCUUCCACCUCCCUUCAUUAACGACCCCAACCACCUUUCUUCCAUCUCUCACACCUCAACCAGAACACACCCACCUGGUUUCUUCUUCUUCCUCCAUUGAACGCUCCCUUAGCCAGCAGAUCCAGGCAAUCAAUAGGGCCGUACAGGUGUUGGGAGCUAUCCACGUUGUGACACAGCUCAUCCAAAAUGGCGAUUAGCGACGACAUUCCAGGAGUCGACGUCGCCAUUGUCGUUAAUGGGAAGCCACUACAAGAGCACAAAGACUCCAUACUGGUGGAAGAGGAGCGUACCGUCACUCGAUAUAUUGAAGCUGUCUCUGGUCAAAGCUUCGAGGUUCGGAUGACUACAAACAGGCAAACUCGAUUCAAGGGCGAUAGUUUGGCCUUUACAAUCUUCAUGGACGGCAAAGAAGCCGAGUCAGCCCUUAUGUCUAAGGAAGCAUGUCGCAGCAGACGUGCCGUCCGUACGAUGAAAGGCGCAGAAAUCGCUACCGGUUUUGUCAAAAAGUUCUUUUUCUCUGCUCUUGAGACCGCGGCUGAUGGCAGGAAAUUCAACGACGAGGGGGCAAAGUUAAGUGACCUGGGCCAAAUUGUGAUCGAAGUCAGCCAUGUCAAUUGUGUUGGUUCACCCAGCUCUGGCGAUGGCUUCGACGGCGAGACGCAAGACAUCGGCAUACUCUCCGAAAAGGCGAUCAAAGGUCAAACGCUUUCGCACAGCGUUGGCUUGCGCGACGCAGUUCGUGAUCGCAGUGUGACGUUUACAUACCGAGAGACCGAAGAUGUGCAAGGGAUACCGGCCCCAGUUGCACGAUUCGUGUUUCACUAUCGUUCCAAAGCGGCCCUCAAGUCCAUGAUGAUCAUUCCACGCACUCCAUCCCCACAGCCAGUGGAGAAACGUGACGCCUCCACGUACACUCCAGCCGACAUCGAACAGCUCCGGAAGGAGCUAAGGGAGAUGAAGGAAGCAAGAGACGCGGCAGUCAAGGUCAAACAAGAGCAUGCUGACGACAACCCACGCCCUCGCAAGAUCGCUCGUCCCCGUGCCGGCGACACGCAGCUCGAGCUUGACGAUGAUGGGGGUCUUCGUGAAAGUUCUACCGCUACGCUGCAAGCACCGGAGAUCAUCGUGCUCGACUGAGCGACUUCAAGCAAGAGAGGCGACCGGAUUUUCACACUGGAAUGGCAUUCCACGAGAUUCCUUCACGGCGAAUGAGGGUGUGCAAGAAGACCUUGAGUGAUGGGCAUGAGAGGUUGAUCGGUCGC
Molecule: messenger RNA, 1305 nt
Organism: Neohortaea acidophila
Lineage: Eukaryota; Fungi; Ascomycota; Dothideomycetes; Mycosphaerellales; Teratosphaeriaceae
Exons: 5
Coding region: 230-1180 (316 amino acids)
Source: RefSeq, a predicted model, not a curated record